Messenger RNA from Aureobasidium musti, 780 nucleotides. The record is from the annotation of a GenBank genome assembly. NCBI's taxonomy places the organism in Eukaryota, Fungi, Ascomycota, Dothideomycetes, Dothideales, Saccotheciaceae.
AUGCAGCCUUCGCAUGAACACCAGCUCCAGCUGCAGUCGAGUGACGGUGCCGUCAGUGACGAGAACCGUCGUGUACUCGAGUGGAUUGCCCAGAUGAUGAACCCUCAGACACGCGAGGGAGCUUUGCUUGAGUUGAGUAAGAAGAGGGAACAAGUUCCCGAAUUGGCUCUGAUCUUGUGGCACUCGUUCGGUAUGUUACCCCUGUGUCGAGUUGCGACCAAUCAAUGCGCUGACGUUAGCUANGGUGUCAUGACUUCGCUCCUUCAAGAGAUCAUCUCUGUCUANCCCCUCUUGAACCCCUCGCAACUCACCGCUGCUGCCUCCAACCGCGUCUGCAAUGCUUUGGCUUUGCUUCAAUGUGUGGCCUCGCACGGCGAGACUCGUGGUCUCUUCCUGGGUGCUCAUAUCCCUCUCUUCCUUUAUCCUUUCCUCAACACAACGUCCAAGUCGAGGCCUUUUGAAUACUUGCGCCUGACUUCUCUUGGUGUCAUUGGUGCGCUGGUCAAGAACGACAGUUCAGAGGUCAUCAACUUCCUCCUCACAACCGAGAUCAUUCCUCUCUGCCUACGCAUCAUGGAAACUGGUAGCGAACUCAGCAAGACUGUAGCCAUCUUCAUCGUUCAGAAGAUUUUGCUUGAUGAUCUCGGUCUUCAGUACAUUUGCCAGACUUAUGAGCGAUUCUACGCUGUCGGAACCGUGCUUUCCAACAUGGUUAAUCAGCUUGUUGAGCAACAAACGGUCCGUCUGCUUAAGCAUGUCGUUAGAUGCUUCCUUCGGUAA